This is a messenger RNA of Seriola dumerili (greater amberjack), 787 nucleotides long. It is a transcript of the gene rbp7b, whose product is annotated as retinoid-binding protein 7-like. Gene Ontology annotation, cellular component: nucleus; cytosol. The record is from RefSeq and is a predicted model, not a curated record. The transcript has 4 exons. Bases 65 to 472 code for a protein of 135 amino acids. NCBI's taxonomy places the organism in Eukaryota, Metazoa, Chordata, Actinopteri, Carangiformes, Carangidae. Gene Ontology annotation, biological process: fatty acid transport. Gene Ontology annotation, molecular function: fatty acid binding.
AAAUCAGUUCACUCCUGAUACUCACGCCUGUGGAGUCUUCCAGAGUGUCAGAUAAACAUCCAGGAUGGCUGUUGACUACAGUGGGACAUGGGACAUGGUCAGCAAUGUCAAUUUUGAGGGGUAUAUGGUUGCACUUGGCAUUGAUUUUGCAACACGCAGGAUUGCCUCGAUGUUGAAGCCUCAGAAAGUAAUUGAGCAAGAUGGAGACUGUUUCACAAUCAAGACGUUCACUACUUUCAGAAAUUACGAGUUUUCAUUCAAAAUUGGAGAAGAGUUCAAAGAGGUGACAAAAGGAAUGGACAACCGCUCAUGCCAGACUGUGGUCAGCUGGGACAAUGAUAAGCUGGUGUGUGUUCAGAAAGGAGAAAAGAAGAACAGAGGGUGGAUUCACUGGAUCCAGGGAGAUGAGCUUCAUUUGGAACUUACCUGUGAGGAUCGAGUCUGCAAGCAAAUUUAUAAAAGGACUCUGUGAUUGUACUAAUAAUUAUUCAUGUCAGCUAAAACCAUUUCAGACUUUGGAGAAAAGAAUUUACAGUAGUUACAUUAAAUAAGCUCAGCCACACAAUGUAGCUAUUGUACUGUUGUCAGUUGUGGAAGAAGUAUUUGUACCAAUAUUAUGACUGAUAUUUGAUACAUUUUUGGAUUACUAAGACUGAUGCAUAAACAUGUAUAAUGUGUAUAAUCUUGUUGUUAUAGAUGGUUGGUUUUAGUGCAUGAACUGUUUUGCCAUAUUAUUCUCCCACAAAAUGCAAAAUGAAUAAAAUACACAAAGGAGUCAAAAAAAAAA